CCGUGCAAAUAUAACAACAACAACACAGUUCAAGCAAAUAGGAGAAGCGAAUAACAAAACUGUGCCAACGUCGUCGCUGCUCACUGCUAUCAAAGACAAUACAAUCUCGCGAUCUCUCCCCCAAUACCAAAGCAAACGAACGGCAAGCAGCGCAGCCAGGAGGGCUGCACACAGAGGGUGCGAAAGAGAGGCAAGAUUAGCAGGCAUACACAAUACAGUCGUAUAUAAGCACGCUCAUAUCAGCGAACUGUGUGCAUUCAGCAUUCGACUUCGGCAACGUCGCUAGAAGAGCUCAAUUUCAAUAAACAAUUUCAGUCGUAUUUCGCCUCUUGUUGGAAACGGAUUAGACUCUGCAUAAGCUGUUGGGACAAACAAGUGCAUAAUAUACAUAUGUACAUAUGUAGGUUAAUAUUAUAACCACAAUAAAAUAUAUAAAAGAAAACUGUUGAACAAAAUUCACUUCAAUGUCGAUUAAUUCGCCAAUAUUGUUAAAAAACUGUGACCUGUAUUAAACAGGCAAAAAGCAAAAUAAUAUUAAAACGACCAAAACAAGCAAACAAACAAACACCAAAAAACAUUGUAACAAACAUUGCCAAACAGUGAGUGUGGCAAACAACAAAGAGUUGUUUGCUUUUUAGUUCUUCACGUUCGGUUAUUUUUUUCAUUUCUUUGUGUUUGAAACGGCAAACAAACGAACGUAACCGUUUGAGAGCAACUGUUUCCUGCAAAACUGUAAAUCGAGCAAGCCUAUUAUUGUGACUUUAAACAAAAACAACUAACAAAACCGCGAGUGUGCAACUAAAUAAAGAAAGCAACAAUUAGAAAAAACCAACAACACAAGAAAAACAGCAAUUCUGUUAAUUGGGCUUAGGCCAUUGUAUGGAUCAGUCUAAACAAUCAACGAAAUUUGGAGACGAGCCGGACCUCCUGUUCAACCGAGCGCAGGGCCGGAAUAGUCUGCAUAGUCUUGGCGCUUCCUCUGCUUCAUCAGCAGCCGCAGCCGCUGUCCAAGCAUCUUUGAAUCCAAGCGUCAACGCAUCGCGACAAUUCGCCAACAUUCAACUAGAAGCCACAUUCAAUGACUGUGAAAGUGGAUACGUGCCCACCGUGGGCCGUUGGGGUGCCGAAUGGCCAAGCUGACUCGCCGUUGCAAAUGGCCACGGCCAGCAGGACGGAGCAGCUGGCGGUGAUGGCGACGCAGUUAACGCUGCUGCAGUCAUCGCAGCUGCUGUGGGAGAAGCCACCGGCUCAGUGGAACAGCAGCUGGCGUAUGCAAUGUGUGGCAUGGGAUUGACUACCAGUGCCAAGCAUGACGCUAUUGAACAAGCUGGAAAGUCCAACGGUGGCACUCACCGGGCCAUGCCAAUGCGCACGCCCUCAACAUCCAGUGAGGAUGACGACGAAGAUAUUGAGGAGCCACAGCAAUGGCUGCCAACCGACCUAACAUCGGUGGCAAGCGCAUCGGAGCGUUACUCCGAUAUCACUCAGCUGCUGGCUAAACAGCAGCAGACGCUGCAGCGGACUCCAGAUGCCCGCUGGGCUAUGGCCGAUGGCUAUGAUCUGACUGCCUACAAUCAGAUCAACGGCGUUUGGCCACUGGGCCAUCCUUUACCGUUGCCCGAUUGGAGCAGCGCCGAGGAGCCCGCCAAGGCAGAACUAAUUUUCGAGAACGUCUGGCAAUACGAAGAGCUAACUGGCAUUAUAGAGACGGCACUGCAACGCAUGCUGGAGGAGACUCACUACAAUACGGUCAAUCUGUUUGUGGACUUCUAUCGCAGCUUUAAGCGCACACGUCGUUCGGAUCUGCGCAGCUUCUUUCAGUUCUACGAUGUGCCCAUCAAUCGACGCCACCACAUGUGUGUGUCGCUGGCUUUCGAGAUUAUAGCGCGAUUGGUGCAAAUGUUUCCACAGCUGGGACAGUAUUUGUACGUUGUAUCCUGCGAGGAGCAGGUGGUCGACUGUAAUGACUAUGUGCAGAUGGACGAGGAGUAUGGCAUGAAUUCAGCGGAUGCGGGUGUUGAAAAGGAGCACGUGAUGGUCGCUAUGCGUUUCGCCAUUGGCGAGCGUCAUGGUGUCAUGAUUCUCGAUCCUGGCUAUCAUGUGGGACGCGCCGUUACCGUCAUGAGCGAUCAGAGCUAUCCCCACACAGGCUGGUUCAAUCAAUCGAAGGAGCCGCAUCUGCAACGAGAUUACUGCUACAGCUACAGUCAGCACAGCGACAAGUUUGUGGAGUGGAAGGAACGUGAGAUACGUGGCGAUGAGGCCAGUUUCAAGACCUCCCUCAUUUACAUUGCCCAAGAGUAUAUGACCGCCGUGGAUGUGACAGUGCGUCGAAAUCUGGUUUACAAUUUCCGUUCGCUGUUGUCGCGCGAUGCCAAGGGUCGCGUCUACGCUGGUCUUUAUUUCCCACUUGUUUCCAAUGUGCAGGAGGCGCAUCUAACUCUUUUCUAUGAUGGACCCAACGAGCAGCGCGUGAAAGCCAAGCUCAUGUUUAGCGCUUUUAAAGUGGGCAAAGGCAAGCAACUGCCGGACUAUGUGCUACAGCACCUGGUAAAGCUUUCACCACAGCUGAAUAUGUCGCAACAUGAAUUGACCGAGCUUUGCAAAUCACUUUGCGAGGUCGUCUCGGAUCAGAAUUUUAUAGGCCAGGUGCUGGCUAUUAACGACGAUAUUGGUGUCAUGUCCAUGGAGAAUUGACAGUUAAAGCAACCUAAGAACGCUGCUGCAACACCAACAACAACACCAACUCCAACGCCAUCUCUAUCACCAGUUGAGGAGAUCGAGAAAAAUAAUGAUAAUGCAGCUGCAACUUAGACGUUAUCAAAACAUUUUCAAAAAAUACUUUCCAAACUAAAAAAAAACUUAAUUUAAUAGAAUUAGACAGCACUUACAAGCAAAUAUAAUUGAAUUUAGUAAUAUAUAUACCCACUUAUAAACACUAUAAACAACAACUAUACUAACAUAUAUACAUAUACACAUCACUAACGGACACUUGAAGACUUUGUAAAUCCCUAGUAUGAUUUAAUCAAACGAAAAAAUUCUCAAUUAGAAAAACGUAAAUACGAGUAAUACUAUAUUUAGAUUUUCUUUUUGAACUUUGCUUGAUUUCAAAUAUAUUUCAAUUUCGUCUAUAAUAAACAAAUUAAACUAUGUA
Molecule: messenger RNA, 3154 nt
Organism: Drosophila albomicans
Lineage: Eukaryota; Metazoa; Arthropoda; Insecta; Diptera; Drosophilidae
Exons: 4
Coding region: 1276-2697 (473 amino acids)
Source: RefSeq, a predicted model, not a curated record